AUGUUGCUCCGAGACAGCAUGUCUGCUCCCUGGUUCAGUUUGCCCGGAAACAAGGUUUAUGUUCACCCAGAAUCACCAAACACUGGAGCACACUGGAUGAGGCAAGAAAUAUCAUUCGGAAAACUGAAGCUAACCAACAACAAGGGCGCAAAUAACAACAAUACUCAGAUGAUCGUCAUGCAGUCUCUGCACAAGUACCAGCCGCGGCUGCACAUCGUGGAGGUGACGGAGGAUGGUGUGGAGGACAUGAGCAACGAAGCUAAAACACAGACCUUCACUUUCCCUGAAAACCAGUUCAUCGCUGUAACGGCUUACCAGAACACAGACAUCACACAGCUCAAGAUCGACCACAACCCCUUCGCAAAAGGCUUCAGAGACAAUUAUGAUUCGAUGUACACGGCUCCAGAGAGCGACAGACUGACGCCCUCUCCUACUGAUUCUCCGCGGUCGCACCAGAUUGUCCCCGGCGCCCGCUAUGCAAUGCAGCCCUUCUUCCAAGACCAGUUUGUAAACAACCUGCCGCAAAACCACCGCUUCUACGCCAGCGAGCGCGCUGUGCCACAGACCAACGGCCUGCUUUCUCCUCAGAUCGAAGACUCUGCUGCAGGCUCGGCUUCGGCUCAGCGCUGGUUCGUGGGGCCCGUUCAGCAAAGCGGGGUGUCUGGUAAACUGGACCUGUCCUAUGAGAGCGAGUACUCGGCCUCCAGCCUCCUGCCGUAUGGCAUCAAGCCGCUUCCGCUGCAGAGUCCGCAUGCACUCAGCUAUUACCCCGACUCGGCCUUCGCUUCCAUGGCGGCCGGCUGGAGCAGCAGAAGUUCGUAUCCGAGGAAGAUGACCACCGGCUUGCCUUGGUCGCCCCGGCCGAGCCCUCCGGCAUACACUGAUGACCUGCUGUCCUCUAAAGACAAGCUGCAGGACGAGAGCUCCACGGCGGCCCCCACGACUGGCAGCACCGGCCCCUGGAUGGAGGUCCCGCCGGUGCUGAAGGCUGUAGAUUCGGGGGACACCAGCGGAUACUUGAUGGCGUGUAAAAGGCGACGCGUUUCGCCUGGAGGCUCCAGUACAGACGCUUCACCUAGUAUAAAGUGUGAGGACUUGAGCUCUGAGGAGUACAAUAAAGAGAGCCAUAAAGCCAUGGGUUAUUACGCCUUCUACACAAGCCCUUAAGAACUGCUUAUUGGGGUCGACUCUCUCUCUAUCUCUUUCUUUAUUUUGUUUGAAGUGAUCUGCCCAUGUUGUGUUUUUAAUCUUUUAAUCUGCAAGUGCCAAAGCUUUCGUGCUCCUGGUUGUGCUUGUUCAUUUUUUUUGCUCAUUUGUGAAACAUGCUUCAUUUUAAUGGGGUUUUUACUUUGGAUUCUUUUUAAAGCAUGCCCUUCAUUCUUUUUAAUCAUAUUUUUCUAUGAAGCCUGAUGUGAUUUUUUUCCUUUUAUUUAAGAUCCCUCUGUUGUACAGUAUUUGUGCACUUUAGAUUGUGAUGUAUCUUGUACAAAUGUUCUCAUGGCACUGUUAUGAAAGG
This is a messenger RNA of Sinocyclocheilus grahami, 1516 nucleotides long. RefSeq names its product eomesodermin-like. Gene Ontology annotation, molecular function: RNA polymerase II cis-regulatory region sequence-specific DNA binding; DNA-binding transcription factor activity, RNA polymerase II-specific. Gene Ontology annotation, biological process: mesoderm formation; positive regulation of DNA-templated transcription; CD8-positive, alpha-beta T cell differentiation involved in immune response. NCBI's taxonomy places the organism in Eukaryota, Metazoa, Chordata, Actinopteri, Cypriniformes, Cyprinidae. Gene Ontology annotation, cellular component: nucleus; chromatin. The coding region runs from base 1 to 1167 and encodes 388 amino acids. The transcript has 5 exons. The record is from RefSeq and is a predicted model, not a curated record.